AUGGCGCACCACAUCGCUAGAGACAUGGCCUACUCCGCCAUGGGCGGUAGCUCCGGCGAGGGUUCGGCUGUUCCCCGGCGGAUGACUUCAGCUCCGGCGAGCGCCUUCGAUCUCAGGCGACAAAGUUCUGCUACGCGCAUGUACCGAGAUCUUCCAGUUGUUUUCUCUGAUGCUCCUCCGGCCGGAUCCGCUGCAAAUUGCCAUACCGAAGAUGGGGCGGCAAAUGAGGAGAGUUUUGUUCAGCAACCUUUCACAAGUCAUGGUGGUGGGGAAUCACAUGGGAUGCUGGGUGGAAUGCAUGAUGCAGAUGAGGAUGAUGAUAUUUCAUCUCAGCCACUUCUGCCCUAUGUUUUCUAUGGGGUUAUCAGUGAUUCAGAGACGGUGGAUGAGUUUGAGGAGAAUUGGCAGCAUAUGCUGCAUUGCUUUGACUUGGUUGACAACAGACAUCUCAGCAACAUGUGGCGGCGGUCUGAGGGUCUCAACUCCUACUUCAAGACAUUUGUCAACCCUCAAGACUCUGUCUGGAGAUUUGUACAACAAUAUGAGGUGCUUCAAGAAACAAUGUUGGACCGUGAAGACAAUCAAGCUUUCAUAGGCCACACAACAACUGCACCACUUUACUCAAGGUACAACUUUGAGCGCCAAGCAGUUCACUUCUAUACCCGAAGCAUGUUUCUCAUGUUUCAAAAAGAGGUCAUGGCAUCAAUAGGCCUCAUCAUGAACCAGGCCCCUGCUCUUGACAAUGCAAGCAUGAGGUUUGAGCUGCACUCAAAUUACUUUGAGAACCCCCAAAUUUUUUCAGUGAAUGUUGUGUUGGUAGAGGAGAAAUUUGAAUGUAGCUGCAACUGUUUUGAGAUGAAUGGGAUUAUUUGUGCACACAUCAUAAGGGUAAUGGUGCAUCUCAAUGUCCAAAAAAUUCCACAAAGAUACAUGCUAGAGAGGUGGUCAGAAGCUGCGACAACGGCAAUGAGCAGUGGUGGAUGUCUCCUAGAUUUUGGGCACCCUGCAACCAACACUCUCAAGUACAACUCCUUGUGCAGAAAGUAUACAUGGUUGGCUUCCCAAGCUUGCAGCAACGAUCUUGCCUACAAAAUAAUGAAUGAUGCAGCUCAACAACUUGAGCCCCUCAUAGCUGCAGCGAGGCAAGGGGCACUCCAAGAACAACAGGAAGCAAAUCAGCAGCAAGCAACGCAGCAGCAACAACAAACCCCCGAGCCAACCACUGUGCCGCAACCUGAUGGCGGUGCCAUGCUUCAGAACCCCGCGCGUGUUCCAAAUAAAGGGCGUCCGACUGAAAAAUCAAAGAGGAGAAAGACUCUGCUUGAGCAACGAGAAGAUGCACAUAAAAAUAAGCUAAGAAAGAUGAAAAGAAGCAAACCAAGCCCAGAGGAAAACCUGGACCAAAGAAGAAAGCACCUCCUUGCUCGUACUGCAACGAAGAAGGUCACCGUGUCCAAACAUGCCAGUACAUGA
Molecule: messenger RNA, 1473 nt
Organism: Aegilops tauschii subsp. strangulata
Lineage: Eukaryota; Viridiplantae; Streptophyta; Magnoliopsida; Poales; Poaceae
Source: RefSeq, a predicted model, not a curated record